CAGUCCAAUAAUAAUAAUAAUAAUAAUAAUAAUAAUAAUAAUAAUAAUAAUAAUAAUAAUAAUAAUAAUAAUAAUAAUGCCUUGUUCAAUUAGCUUGACAUUUAUUUCACCAAAACUUUUGUAUCACCAAAAAGGACGACGUCCAUCAGUUUCAAUGAUGGCCAACUCAAUCUCGACAAGUUUGGUGGGUUUCAAGAAUUUGAUGGAGACGUACACACUUGACAUUCAUAGAGCAGAAGGGAGGAAAUUAAACGUGCCAUUGAUCGCCCCUUUUACGAUAGCUACUUCAAGGGUUGAAAGAGUGGAAAAUGUAGCGAUUCGAGUGGAGUUGAGUAAUGGGUGUUGUGGGUGGGGUGAGGCUCCUGUUUUGCCUUUUGUUACAGCCGAGGAUCAGGAUAUCGCGUUGACCAAAGCUGGGGAGGCUUGUGACUUUUUGAAAAAUUAUCAUGGAAUGAGUUUGGGUCAUGUGCUGACUGAAGUUGGUCAACUGCUUCCUGGUCAUCAUUUUGCUUCUGUUCGAGCAGGGGUUGAGAUGGCUGUGAUUGAUGCAGUUGCUACCAGUAUCGGCACACCGUUAUGGAGAUUCUUUGGUGGAGUUUCAAAUACAAUAACCACGGAUAUAACAAUACCAAUUGUUUCCCCAACCGAAGCUGGCCAGCUGGCUUUAAAGUAUUAUAAACAAGGAUUCAAGACUUUGAAGCUUAAGGUUGGAAAAGAUUUGAAUGCUGAUAUUGAAGUGCUUCAAGCUAUUCGCAUGGCCCACCCACAUUGUUUAUUUAUCUUAGAUGCUAAUGAGGGCUACACCUCCUCGGAAGCUAUUCAAGUACUGGAAAAAUUAAAUGAAAUGGAGGUCACCCCUAUUCUUUUUGAGCAGCCAGUUCAUAGAGAUGAUUGGGAAGGUCUAGGUCACGUUACUCGAGUUGCCAAGACUAAAUAUGGUGUUUCAGUUGCUGCUGAUGAAAGUUGCAGAAGUUUAGAUGAUGUCAAAAAAAUUGCGAAACGACAACUUGCAGAUGUUAUAAAUAUUAAACUAGCCAAAGUAGGUGUAUUAGGGGCUUUAGAAAUAAUUGAUUUUGCGAAAGUUUCAGGACUGGAUCUUAUGAUUGGUGGUAUGGUUGAAACUAGACUUGCAAUGGGCUUUGCUGGCCAUCUUGCUGCUGGUUUGGGGGCCUUCAAAUUUAUCGACCUAGAUACGCCACUUCUGCUUUCCGAAGAUCCAGUGCUUGAGGGUUAUGAAGUUUCCGGUCCAACUUACAAGUUCUCAAAUGCUAGAGGGCAUGGUGGUUUUCUUCACUGGGACAAUAUAGCUUGUCUCCGUUAGAGUUGUGCUGCUACCAUACAACGGUCUCCAUUGGAGUUGUGGUGCUGUGGUAAUGCCGAAUUUGGAUUUGUGCUAAUGGAGCUAUGCUGAAGAUUACAUCAACAUGAUAAUGUUUUUAUGGAUUUUUUAUGACUUUCCUGUUCUAGUUCUUUUGUCAAUGUCAUGAUCUGGUUUUGAAAAAUGUAUCCUGCAUCAUGGUAAGUGCAGACUCUGUUGACGUUAUUUGUAAAUUUUGUUGCA
Molecule: messenger RNA, 1561 nt
Organism: Erigeron canadensis
Lineage: Eukaryota; Viridiplantae; Streptophyta; Magnoliopsida; Asterales; Asteraceae
Product: L-Ala-D/L-amino acid epimerase
Exons: 7
Coding region: 77-1321 (414 amino acids)
Molecular function (GO): racemase and epimerase activity, acting on amino acids and derivatives
Source: RefSeq, a predicted model, not a curated record